Messenger RNA from Pochonia chlamydosporia 170, 1362 nucleotides. RefSeq lists its product as hypothetical. Lineage: Eukaryota; Fungi; Ascomycota; Sordariomycetes; Hypocreales; Clavicipitaceae. Bases 1 to 1362 code for a protein of 453 amino acids. The transcript is spliced from 3 exons. The record is from RefSeq and is a predicted model, not a curated record.
AUGGCGAGAUUUCUCUAUAGCAAACGCAGAGCGACUGACACCGAGGUGCUGAAGGCCAAAAAGUGGCUCCGGGAGCGUGUCCCUGGCCGUAUCGUCAAAGAGGGUGUAAAGCCAGAAGAAGACCGCGACGAGGUGAUGAAACAAGUAUUAUCCAAGAUAGCCAAAUACUAUAGCCGUCAAUUCGAUCGUCAAUUCGAUGAACGCUACCUUCUCACCUGGGAAUCCAGAGAAAUCAACAUCGAGUUUGUUUUCCCUGUCGCCUAUAUUGUUGACAAGUACCUGUCGCUGGAAAGAGGGCCGGAAUGCGAAUUAAAGCAGGUCGCCUGCGCUGCUGUCGAACUUGUCUUGAAUGACACCCAUUUGGGCAGCGCUUACCAUAGCAAACUGUAUAUUGGUCCGUACGACCUUGAUGAGUUUUAUCGGUUCCGUCGCAAGAUGCCAGAAGAGGUCACCACACACUUUCGUGAAUGGCCGCUGCCGUCUGACUAUGUCCAGAAAAUAUGCGGGUCGAUUCCCGGCAGCAAUGUCGACACCGACAGAAUCCAGGACCAAGCCUUCUCAACCUACUUUUCAUAUGUAGCUGCAUUGGACCACAACUUUUCCCGAACAACUCCCCUCAAGCUCGCAGCUACAUGCUUGUACCUUUCCAUGGUUAUCGGCGGUAGCGAAUGGUGCCGGGAACACGUCGAGGCCUCCGGGGGCUACAGAGAGACCAGUCUCCAGGACGGUGCCGUAAAAUUACUCCACGGGUGCCUCAGAAUGAUGCAGGAAGACGACCAUCCCAUCAACGUUUGUCGCGGGUUCAUACGGGAGAAGUGGCAAACCCUGGGCCGGUUGCCGGAGCUGCAUGGCCUCCAGAAGAAAAAUCUGUGGAGAAAACUGAAUCGGUCAGAAAGGCUGAAUCUGUUGGAAACGCUGGGAGGGGAAGAAAGGGAGCAACUCACGUUGGUGCUGGCGGCAUGCGAACAAGAAGACCUGCUAGAGAGCUUGUGCGGUUCGGAAAGCCUGGAACGUCUCGAGUCCGAAAUACGGCGUGUGCGGGACAGGCAACGUGGUUUAAAUCUCCCGCUGAAAUGGGGAAAGGCACAAUUGAAGUCGGGUUUUGUAGAAUGCACCAAUACGCUGUCGUCAACAUUGAUAAGAGGUGUACAAGAGUCGGACAGGCUGGAGCGGUCAGCAGGACUGGAACGGAGGGAAAGAUUGAAUCGUUUCAAAAAAUUGAUGGACGGGCUUCUGGAGAGUCUGCAAAUGCUAGAAAGGGACAAGUUGAUGCAGGUUGAACGUCAAUUACGGCGCAAGAUGCAGGAAAGAAAGAAGAAGGGCGUUGUGCAGACACUGGGGCACACGGCACCUUCCAGGUAG